CGCAGCUCCGUAUAUAAAGGCGGAGGACCGGAGAAGACGGACGGCUGGGGAGCGGCAGCCCUGGGACUGUGAAUAAGACCGUAAACCGCUGUGUUUUUAUUUCCAGAAACUUUAAUCGGCAACUUUUUAAACGUUUUAGGUGUUUCUGUGCUUUUUUUUAAUGGUUUUUGGGGUUCUUGCUUGAUAGUCGCGGUGUGUUUGUUUCCGCUCAUAAUGGCGAGCUCGGCUAACUCGAACCAAGUGCCUAAAGUGUACAGAGCAGUGAUGGAGGAUGUCAUCAGUGAAGUCCGAGAGCUUUUCCUUGAUGAAGGAGUGGAUGAACAGGUGCUGAUGGAGCUGAAAACGCUGUGGGAGAAUAAGCUGAUGCAGUCCAAGGCGGUGGACGGUUUUCAUACGGCGGAGCAGCAGGCUCUGCAAGCUCAACAGCAGCAAGCCCAACAAGCUCAGCAAACGCAACCACAGACCCAACCACAGCAAGUCCUCCUGCCUUCAGUGCAGCAGCCUACUCCGCAGCAGGUCAUUGUUCAGGAUCCCAAGAUUUUCCAGCACAUGGGCAGCGCUGGAAUGAGUACAGCAACAACUUUGGCUUUACCCGCAGGUGUCGGACAGUUUAUCACUCAUCAAGGUCAGAUCCUGCAGGUGGUCAGAGCUUCUAAUGGAGCUCAAUACCUCAUUCAGCCCCAGCAGCAAAUGUUGUUGCAGCAGCAGGUCCUGCCACAGAUGCAGCCUGGAGCUGUGCAGGCUCCCGUCAUACAGCAGGUGUUGACUCCUCUUCAGGGAGGUCUUUCCCAGGGGACCGGAGUCAUCAUCCAGCCGCAGCAGAUUGUCCUCACAGGAAAUAAAGUACAGCAGAACACUCAGGUCAUGCAGGCAGCGGCGAUGGCUGUGCAGCCGGAGCAGGGAGCUGCUCAACCGCAGACACAGCCUCAAGCACAGGCACCGCAACAACAGCCACAGCAGACACAGGCCUCGCAGCAACCUCCCAUGGUGCUCCAGGUGGACGGUGCAGGAGACACGUCCUCAGAGGAGGACGAAGAGGAGGAGGACGAGUAUGACGAGGACGAGGAUGAAGACAAGGAGAAAGAUGGUGCAGAAGAUGGUCAAGUGGAGGAGGAGCCAUUGAACAGUGGAGAUGACGUCAGUGAUGAGGAAGAUCAGGAGCUGUUCGACACUGAGAACGUGGUGGUUUGCCAGUAUGACAAGAUUCACAGAAGUAAGAACAAAUGGAAAUUUCACCUGAAAGACGGGAUAAUGAAUCUGAACGGGAGGGAUUACGUGUUCUCCAAAGCCAUUGGAGAUGCAGAGUGGUAGAUGGUAAAGAACUGAACCCAGAACUGUCCACUCUUAAGGCAAGACACAUCGAGACCUGAAACUGUACAUUUCAGGAGAUUCCCACUUCAGGGGCUGAAGAGUAACGUCCCAGUGCUACUGUGCUGUUUAAAUGAUAGCGGCAUGAAAAUAGCGUGUGCCAUCCAAGAGAUUUGUUUCUUUCUCCACCCCCCCCUCUUAAGAUGGCCCUUUUACCUGUAGAGUUUCACAGGACCCAUAACUUCUCUUUUAGAACAAUGUUCUUGCCCCUCAGAUGAAUGAAACCAAUUUCAGCGUCUGGCGCUAUCUAAAGUUGACUGGUGUGUUAAGACGGCCAGUUUCUACUGCAUCCACACGUGUUUGUUGGUAAUUUCCGUAGCUAGGUCAGUAAUCUGAAUCCAGUGAAUCGUCCAACACGAGGACCAUUUCAUCACCAUUCGCCACCUUCCACUAACACUAAAACAAGCAACCAACAACUGUGUUCCCAUAAUUUCCUUCCGUAAUUGCUAUGUUUUUAGACCUUUGUAUGUUGAACAGCAGAGAUACCAAUGAAAACCGGCAAAUUUAGUGCAAAAUUGUCGAUCUCACGAAAUUGUUGCCGUGUUUGUACGUCCGUCAUGGAUUUUUCUAACUGUACUCUGACUAAAGAUCUGCUCUGACAGAGCUCGUGUUGUCCUGCGUGUUUGUGUGCAAGCUGUUGUGUUAGGUGUCAAUGAAGUGCUCGGUCAGGCCACCCUUCAUUCUUUACUUGCGGUCAGGCUUAUUUUACACAUUUCUAGUAGUUUGUAUUUAUUCCUGAAGCUCGGGCAGCGUUGAUGAAACCGAACUGUGCUUUUAUUGGAAGAAGUGCUCCUUUCAGAGGAGGAGUUCAGCACGUGAUUCAGUGCACUGUGGAGCUUUGUUAGGGUGCUUUUAUUUUUGUUUUAUAGUAUUUAGUCUGGCUUUUUAAGAUGUGCCCUCAUACAGUUUGCUGUGUUCGGUGUCUGUAUGUUCAGCAGAUGAAACUAUCGAUACAUUUUGGUACGUUUGUUUGACGAAAUGGCUUGGACUAGUGUUGGGGCUUUUUUUUCUCCUUGUUUGUGCCUUUCAGAUUUAAUUUAGGUAUCAGGUCCUUUGUCUAAAGGGGGAGAGCCUUUAACAAAUCCUACGAACUGUACAUUUCGCUUUGCUUUUCUAAUCGUGAGUAAAGAAAACUUCAGAACUACUGUGAGGGAACAUGUUUAUUCAUAUACUGUUUUAACAAUCAAACUGCUCUGUCUCUGAUUCUCAUCUCUAUGAAAGUUGUGUUAUGUAAGUAGAGAUCUUUAGUAUCUUGUUGAAACAUUGAGUUUUAUUUUGCCUUUUCUGAACUUUAUUAAAGCACUAUUAAAAUGGAC
Messenger RNA from Carassius auratus (goldfish), 2684 nucleotides. RefSeq names its product transcription initiation factor IIA subunit 1-like. The transcript is spliced from 10 exons. The record is from RefSeq and is a predicted model, not a curated record. Gene Ontology annotation, cellular component: transcription factor TFIIA complex. The coding region runs from base 214 to 1311 and encodes 365 amino acids. Gene Ontology annotation, biological process: transcription initiation at RNA polymerase II promoter; transcription by RNA polymerase II. Lineage: Eukaryota; Metazoa; Chordata; Actinopteri; Cypriniformes; Cyprinidae.